Messenger RNA from Hypanus sabinus (Atlantic stingray), 3226 nucleotides. It is a transcript of the gene dnai2b, whose product is annotated as dynein, axonemal, intermediate chain 2b. The coding region runs from base 140 to 1981 and encodes 613 amino acids. NCBI's taxonomy places the organism in Eukaryota, Metazoa, Chordata, Chondrichthyes, Myliobatiformes, Dasyatidae. The record is from RefSeq and is a predicted model, not a curated record. The transcript has 13 exons. Gene Ontology annotation, cellular component: outer dynein arm. Gene Ontology annotation, molecular function: dynein heavy chain binding; dynein light chain binding. Gene Ontology annotation, biological process: cilium movement; outer dynein arm assembly.
CGAAGUUUUCCCCUGGCCGCCGAGUAGGGCUUUCCAUCCCAGGUAAGAAGCCGAGGACUGGAGAGGUCGCCGCUCAGCAGGCGGGCGGAACCGUGGCCGGUAACGGAAAGGUGGUUUUUCUUGCAUCAGCCUGGGCAUCAUGGAGAUUGUAUAUGUUUAUACCAAAAUACGAAGUGAAUUUGGCCGACAGUGCAACUUUUCUGAUCGCCCUACAGAGCUACAGACUGAUAUUGUCCCAGAUCCAACGUUAGCAGAAAAUUUCAUUGAGAAAAAUCCAGUUGAUAUGUUUGUACAGGUUUCAGAAGACAUGUCGGAACACGAGGUAAAUACAGAACAUAUUGCAACCGAGAUUCGAGGGAUUAACCACGUUGAGGGUGGUUGGCCUAAAGAUGUAAACCCAAAUGAUCUGGAGCAUACCAUGCGUUACCGAAAGAAAGUGGAAAAGGAUGAAAAUUAUGUCUACACACUCAUGCAGCUGAGUGGAUUAAUGGACCACUGCAUUAAACAGAAUAAUGCUAUCAAUAUUUAUGAGGAGUAUUUUGAAGAUAAAGAGGAAUCUAUGGAAUCAAUUAAUGAACCACCUUCUGCAAAAACCAUAAAUGUUUUCAGUGACCCUAAUGAAAUUAAACGGACAGUAUCUCAUCUCUCAUGGCAUCCAGAUCAAGGGAAGAAACUGGCAAUUUCUUACUGUUGUUUGGAGUUUCAAAAAGUUGGUGAUAAUAUGAAUCCUGACUCGUAUAUCUGGGACUUGGAAAAUCCAAAUAAGUACGAAAUGGCAGUAAAACCAAUAUCUCCUCUUGUUUGUCUGGAAUAUAACCCUAAAGAUUCACAUAUUCUGGCUGGAGGUUGUUACAGUGGACAGAUUGGGUACUGGGAUACACGAAAGGGAAGUCAGGCAGUCGAAAUGCCCGCAAUUGAGCUUGGACAUCGAGACCCAGUGUAUAAAAUUAUUUGGUUACAGUCUAAAACAGGAACGGAUUGUUUUUCUACUUCUACUGAUGGACAGGUACUGUGGUGGGAUAUCCGGAAAAUGAGUGAACCAGUGGAAAGACUCAUCCUGGAUGUGACAAAAAAAGAUAAUCCAGAUAUUGCAUAUGGAGGUGUUUCACUGGAGUUUGAAACCACGAUGCCAACAAAGUUUAUGGUAGGCACUGAACAAGGAGCUGUAAUAUUAGGGAAUCGAAAGGGAAAAUUGCCAGCUGAGAAGAUAGUGACCACCUUCAGUGGUCAUCAUGGCCCUGUCUAUGCUGUGCAGAGAAAUCCUUUUUACCCAAAGAACUUUCUGACGAUUGGGGACUGGACAGCCAGAAUUUGGUCUGAAGAGAUCAGGGAAUCAUCCAUCAUGUGGACAAAAUAUCAUGUGUCUAAUCUCACAGAUGGUUGUUGGAGCCCUGUAAGGCCAACUGUUUUCUUCACAAGCAAAAUGGACGGUACGAUUGAUGCCUGGGAUUUGUCAUUUAAACACAGUGAAGCAACACUUAGUGUUAAGGUGUGUGAUGAUCCUCUGUACAGUUUGCGUAUCCAAGACAAUGGACAAUUCUUUGCCUGUGGUUCUCACCAGGGAGCAACAACCUUGCUUGAGUUUUCACCCAGUUUCUAUGCUUAUAUGAAACAGGAAAAAACAAUUGCAAGUGCAAUGUUUGAGAGGGAGACAAAGCGGGAGAAGAUUCUAGAAUCACGCCAGCGUGAGAUGCGGGCAAGAGAACGUGCUAAAUCAGAGCAAGAAAAGGUAGUGGAACAGCAAGCUGAAGAUGAGGAGGAUACAAUUGAAUUCAAAAUUGCAAAAGCUGAGAGUACGUUCUUUGAAACUAUUGCCCAAGAAAAAGGCAGAUUUGAAAUGGAGAAAGUUGAUGACACCAAGGAUUGCUUUAUAUUUCUUGUGGAUCUUUUUGACUUUUUAAUGCUGCAUCGGAUCCAGAGAAACAAUAAUUAUAUUCUCCUUUACAAUCAUGCACUGAAGACUGACAAUAAACAACCUUGAAUCUUAAUUCUGCAUUAAAUCUAAAACUUAUGUGAUAGUAUCUUUGUUUAUGCUGUAUAUGGUAAAAGUGUGUAGUAAUGUUUAGACAGGUGUUAAACCUAAAUAAACAGACUUAGCUAAUUAUCCCAGCACCGGCUGUUGAACAUUUUCCUACCAGUAGUCUACUUCUGCAAUUCUGAAAAUAAAGUAUAUUGUACCUUUUAAAAUAAAAAAAGUUACAAUUCAUGGGCUCAUCCCUGGCAUAUUGGGAGUUUUGAUCUGCUAAAUCAACUAGAAUUUUUAGAUUUCAGUCAAAUUUCCUACCUUGUUGGAAAAUUUUAGAUGAGGUUUACACCAUUGUAUCUUGUAUUAAAUUGGAAUGUUGCCAAUUUUUAAGGGCUCAAACUGUAUUAAAAUUAAUUUGCAGUAAUAUGUUUACCACAGAACUAAAAAAAAGCACACAAAUAAUAUGUCCUGAGGCUAUGUUUCAUUUGUAAAACUUUCCAAACUAGUAGAUGCUAGGAGAGCAGCUGCCUCAAAGCUACACUUUAGAUUCUGUCGUCCAAUGUUAUUUAUGUAGAAUUUGCAUGUUUCCCUGUGACCAUGUAGGAUUACCUUGCAUGCUCUGCUUUCCUCCCACAUCCUAAAGAUAUACAGAUCGAAAAAUGAUUGGCCAACGUAAAUUGUUCCAUGUGAGUGAGUAGUAGCAUUUUGUAAUGUUGCUGGGAAUGUGGAGAAAAUAAAAUGAGAUUGAUGCACAUUGUUACUUGAUGGUUGGCAUGGACUUGGUGUUCUGAAGGGCCAUUUCCAUACUCUAUGGCGUAUUGUUAUGGCCAAACUCAACCUCUGGAAAUGUGUAUCGGAGAUCAAUAGUUUUUGUAGUCUGAACCAAACUGACAGACAUAUUGAAAAAGGAUCCAGCAGCAGUUGACAAAAGAGGCAGCAAUUGAUAUAUUUUUUAGCUUGACCAUGAUAGUUUCUAUGAUGACAAUUCCUGCAAGUGUGGGGUCAUUCAUUUGUUGAGAGCCAAGAAAGCAAGAUAAUUUACUAAGAAUGGUACGAUAUGGAAAAAAGCAAAAAAAAAACCAGGAAUGCACGACCACAUGUCCUUGAUUGUAAUUGGAUAAGUGGAUUUAAGAAAUCAAACAAGCUUUUUCUUUAUUGGUGGAAGGCAUUGAACAUAAAAAUGGAAGAUGAUGCUGGAAUUAAAUAAAGUGCUCAGGAUAAGAUGCUUGGUAUAUUUGUUUUAGUUUUUUUUUGUUUUAU